AUGGCCUUGAUGAACCCAAUAGUGCCGUUGAGCACGUUCAUCGCAAUUCUCGCGGCGAUUAGUCGGAGCAUUACCGAGUUGGUGGUCCGGAUGGAUGGCGACGGGUUCCACACUGGCCUACCCAUUGGGGAUCCGGAGUUCGACGAGCUAGAUGGAAGACAGAUGGGAAAGUUCAUCUCCAUGGUGCAAGCUGUCGAAUCUCUAUUCCUAGAGUUUGAGGAGCAAACAGUGGACGGUAUCAUAUUUGAAGCCGUUGCGGAAGAGUUACACCUUCCGCAUUUGAGAACGAUUAUAUUGAAAAACUGGACGAUGGCCGAUGGAGACUUGAAGAAAUUCUUGGCAAAGCAUGGGAACGCAGUCCACCAUCUGUGCCUACAGGUGGUCGACAUUGAAUCUAGUUCUGCGGGCACGGAAAAGAAAGAGCUGAAGUUGAUGAUGGGGGUGAUCCAAGAGCUGGGAACACUGGACCUCAAAAGUCUUGGGCUGGGGGAUAUGACGGUGAACGGCGGGAAGUCGUUGAGUGACGAGUGGAUGGAGGCUCUGUUCGAGAGGAAAUCCCGACCAUCCUCGCGGACGGACGAGAGAGGUUGA
Molecule: messenger RNA, 591 nt
Organism: Eremomyces bilateralis CBS 781.70
Lineage: Eukaryota; Fungi; Ascomycota; Dothideomycetes; Eremomycetales; Eremomycetaceae
Exons: 2
Coding region: 1-591 (196 amino acids)
Source: RefSeq, a predicted model, not a curated record